CAUGGGGCGGGCACUUUGAAGCAGCAGCAGCUAAUGGGUGUACGGUGGGGUUGACCGGAAGGAACUUGAAUAUCUACACGUGGGUCCGGUGCUGUCUGCCGAGCAUGUCUGGCCUGUUUAUUAAGAAAGGAACGGAGGGUCCCGGGAGGAGACGUCGUGCGGAGGCUGGGGAUACAGAAGCCGCAUCCCAAAAGAGAAAGAAGAGGAAAGGAGUAAACUUAAGAGAAGAGAUAGAGAGUGACUCUGAUACUGAGAGUGCACCAGUGCGAGCAAAGCCUCACGAAGAUGAAGAAGAUCUGGAGGAGACCGCUCAGGAGAAAAAGUUACGGCUAGCCAAAGAAUAUUUGCAGCAAUUGCAGGAACAAGAGGAGGAGCAGCUAGAAGAUGAGAGCCAAGAUGUCAUUGCAAGUAGACUUCAGGAGGAUGUGUUGGAGCAACGUGGGAAACUUCAGCGUCCCUUAGCCAAAGAGUUAAUACCCCCAGAACCAUCAGAGAUUCGCCUAUUCCGUGGCCACCAAGGACCCAUCACCUGCCUUGUGAUUACUCCUGAUGACAGAUACGUGUUUUCUGGCUCUAAAGACUGUUCCAUCAUCAAAUGGUCUGUGUGUGAUGGGAAGAAGGUCCACAAGAUCCCAGGUGGUAGAAAGGGUUGUGAAGACAAACAUGUUGGACACACUAGACAUAUUCUGUGCAUGGCAGUGUCCUCGGAUGGAAAAUAUUUGGCAUCGGGUGACCAGAACAAACUUAUCUUUAUUUGGAACGCUGAAACAUGUCAAAACCUUCAUAAAUUUCAAGGACACAGAGAUGCAAUAUCUGGGCUUUCUUUUCAGAAAGGAACUCACCAGCUGUUCAGUGCUUCACACGAUCGCUCUGUCAAAGUCUGGAAUGUAUCAGAGAAUUCCUACAUUGAAACAUUGUUUGGCCACCAGGAUACAAUCACAGGCCUGGACAGCUUGAGCAGGGAGAGAUGUGUGACCUCAGGUGGUAGAGAUGGGACUGUAAGAGUUUGGAAGAUUGCCGAGGAGACCCAACUUGUGUUCAGUGGCCAUGAAGGAUCAAUUGACUGCAUAAGGCUAAUAAAUGAGGAACACAUGGUUUCCGGAGCUGAUGAUGGAUCCUUGGCUCUAUGGAGUGUAUCCAAGAAGAAGCCACUUACAAGGGUGAGGUGUGCUCAUGGUCAACAUGGAGAUACUGGUCUGGAGCAACCAUACUGGAUUUCUGCAGUGUCUGCUGCUCUCAACAGUGAUGUGGUUGCCUCUGGUUCUAAUGAUGGCUUCUUGCGACUUUGGCGUUGUGGAGAAGGGUUCAGAGGCCUGCAUCCUCUAUUUACCGUUCCCCUGAUUGGGUCUGUGAACAGCCUGCAGUUUUCCAGCACAGCUGAUUUCCUGGUGGCUGGAGUAGGACAGGAACACCGGCUUGGGCGCUGGUGGAGGAUAAAGGAAGCCAAGAAUGGCCUGUAUAUAAUUCCUUUCAAGAGGAAAUUGCCUCUCAGCGAUGGAUCAUGAUCCUGCAUUGAUUCUUUUUUUUCCACCCCUUUCGUACAUCAGUACCGCAGUUCUCCUGUAUUUGCGCCCCCCCAAUGUUUCAGAAACUAAAUAUAAACAUUUAAUUAUAUAAACGUUUUGUUUCA
Spea bombifrons (plains spadefoot toad) is the source of this 1630-nucleotide messenger RNA. RefSeq names its product ribosomal RNA processing 9, U3 small nucleolar RNA binding protein (gene RRP9). Gene Ontology annotation, molecular function: protein binding; snoRNA binding. The coding region runs from base 105 to 1505 and encodes 466 amino acids. Gene Ontology annotation, cellular component: small-subunit processome. NCBI's taxonomy places the organism in Eukaryota, Metazoa, Chordata, Amphibia, Anura, Pelobatidae. The transcript has 15 exons. The record is from RefSeq and is a predicted model, not a curated record.